UAACAUUUUGUGUUCCGGCAUUUUUUGAGGAACCACCCUGUGCUUGCGUCAACUUUUUAAAGGACCCCGUCUAGGAGAAUGUCCAUGCUCGCGGAGCCUCGCAGGAAGCAGAAAUGGUCUGUUGACCCCAGGAACAGCGCAUGGAGUAAUGAUGACUCAAAAUUUGGCCAGAAGAUGCUGGAGCGGAUGGGCUGGACCAAGGGCAAGGGACUCGGCAGGAGUGAACAAGGCUCCACAGACCAUAUUAAAGUGAAAGUUAAGAAUAACAGCUAUGGUCUUGGAGUGAAUACCAGCCAUGAGGAUAACUGGAUUGCUCACCAAGAUGAAUUUAAUGAGCUUCUUGCUCAACUGAACAACCACCAUGGCCAAAACAUUGACAAUGACAGUGAUAAUCCACCAGAUGAAAGCAAGGGGUUCAGCCUGGAAGAGAAAUCCAAGACCUCCAGAAAGAGGGUCCAUUACAUGAAGUUCACUAAAGGAAAGGACUUAUCCUCCCGUAGUGAAACAGACCUUAACUGUAUUUUUGGGAAGAGGGCGAGAUCUGCCACAGACCAAGAGCAGGAGAGUAACAGCAGUGAUUCUCAGGGUGAGAUAGAAGAGAGUGGAACUCUUGCUACUUCUGAACUGGAUACAGAGUCCAUCACCAAGACUGUGAAGAGUACUCUGACCAUGCAGGAGUAUUUCGCACAGCGAAUGGCUCAGUUGAAGAAGGCUCGUAGAGCUUCAAGUACAUCAUCUUCAGUGGAGGCAGAAUCUACAGAAACAUCAAGGCCAACUGAGGAACUCAUUUAUGUCCACAACAGCAGUGAUGAAUCAGAAGAGACCAAAAGGAAAAAGAAGAAGAAGAAGAAGAACAGAAAGCCUGCAGAGGAUGUGGAAAUAACAGAAGAGAAGUGCAGCACUCCCAUUGUAGUAAAUGACAAAGAAAACCAGGAGAGUUUAAGGAAGAAGAAGAAGAAGAGGAAAAUGGCCAAAAACGAUAAUGAUGGAAAUGAGGAAUGUAGCUCUACACAGUGUUUGGAGCUGGACUGCGAAAAACUGCCUCCCUCUAAGAAGAAAAAUCUCAAAAAGCACAAAGAAAGUGAGUCGUUAAAUGGACACCAUCCAGCUGAGAAUGAAACUGAAGAGUCGGAAGUUACACAGAAGGAGAGCCACAGAGAGGAGGGCAGUGUAGUAAAAGAUGAGAGGGAGGUGGUGAGGAAGAAGUCCAAAAAGAAGAAAAGAAAGACAGAAAAUCAAGAAUAAGUUGAAUUUCAUGGCAAGGUGAAAUCCCUCAGACAUACAGAUGACAUCAUACUCUCGUUCUAAAGUCACAUUUAUGAGGUUAACGUAUCAAAACUGAUUAAACCGGUUGUACAUGUAGGUGAUGAAGACCUGGAGAUCCUCAUACAAGCUUGACUGCUGUAAUGUUGGCAUCUGGGAUUGUAAUUCUUCUUUAAUCUGUUUGAUCUAUCAGUUUCAGACUAUCUGGAUGUCCCCACACUAUCUAAAGUUUAAUACAACAUCAGGGACUGAUGUCGUAUGCUAACAAGUGUUAUUCAGAUAAAAGGAUAAAAACUUGACUAUAAGUUCCUUCUGUAUUUCAUUUAGUUUAAUUUUUUUCUCAUUUUUCAGACAAUGCAACUUGGUGUGCAUGCAUUACUAUUUAUUGGAGCAAAAUAUCUGCUUGUGUUUUUUUUUUUUUAACCCAGACAAUUAAUUGUGCGUAUCGGAUAGUUUUCAGUAAAAAAAAUGCAAUCUGAAAAGUGUCUGUUUGAUAUAUGACAGAUGAAAUUUGAUGUUUGGACAGUGAUGUGCUAACAGUCUUAACACUUAUGAGCUCUUGGAAAUCAGAAGCGAUAUUUCACCUGGAUGAACCCUUUUUAAAAAAAAUAAAUAUGAUUGUGCA
Messenger RNA from Melanotaenia boesemani (Boeseman's rainbowfish), 1888 nucleotides. RefSeq names its product PIN2 (TERF1) interacting telomerase inhibitor 1 (gene pinx1). The record is from RefSeq and is a predicted model, not a curated record. Gene Ontology annotation, cellular component: nucleolus. Bases 79 to 1245 code for a protein of 388 amino acids. The transcript is spliced from 7 exons. NCBI's taxonomy places the organism in Eukaryota, Metazoa, Chordata, Actinopteri, Atheriniformes, Melanotaeniidae. Gene Ontology annotation, biological process: regulation of ribosome biogenesis. Gene Ontology annotation, molecular function: telomerase inhibitor activity; nucleic acid binding.